Messenger RNA from Pseudozyma hubeiensis SY62, 2670 nucleotides. RefSeq lists its product as hypothetical. The transcript has a single exon. The record is from RefSeq and is a predicted model, not a curated record. Bases 1 to 2670 code for a protein of 889 amino acids. Lineage: Eukaryota; Fungi; Basidiomycota; Ustilaginomycetes; Ustilaginales; Ustilaginaceae.
AUGCCAGCGUCAGCCUCCAUGCCGACGAGCCUCGUCCAUCACGCAGCGCGGACAUCAUCCGCGCUCGAACCGCAUCGAUCAAACGGCACACAGCAGAAGAGGAAGCGCAGCGAGGCACACACAUUGAGACAACCGGACACCACGACCGUCGAUUCGCUUCCUGGCGUUGACGGGUUCGAUACGGCCGUCACAGACGAGAUGCAGCGCAUCAAGCAAUCCGUCACCCGUCUCGAGACUCUGCUCGGUCAACGACCGUCUGAUGCUGCUCUCCCAGCUGCGUCAUCUUCGCGCACACAUUCGAGCACUUCCACCGCUGAUCAUGCAUAUCGGAUCGACCCAACUCAGGACUUGCCUGGCGAAUCAGAUCCUCCUUCGCGCGAAGAUAGGCGGCGCUGGCAACAGCUACGAGCCGUACUGCCGCCUCUCAUCGACACCCACCGCAUGAUGCACUACCUGCUCGUCGAAGGCGAUUGGCUCAUGCCGUAUCGUGAGGCUCCUCGUUUCGUGGCGCUCUGGAGACACUCUUACGAACGACAAGCCAUCACCGACAUCUUUGCCGUCCGCGUCCUCACUCUCGUGGCUUGCUCGGCCCUCUUGAUCUCCGACAAUCGCAAGCGUGUGAUUCAAUUCGCUGUACCCAUCCGCUCGCUACAUACACAACUCGCAAAGGAGGCUAUGCGCAUCGUCGAGUCCAUGCCUGCACUCCGGUCAGGACGUACCGAAGCAGAGACGUGCGAUCUGAUGGAAGUCAUGCUCAGCAUGAGCUUCUACUUUCGCUGCAUCGCCAAAGAGACGCUUAUGGGCAAAUACACAGAACGUGCCAUUUCGUUGAGCAUCCGCGCUGGCUUCGACAAUGAGCUGCGACCAUGUUGGCUCGGGCUCACGCCUGAUCAAGUCGAGCGCAGAAGGAUCAUAAUGAUGGAGCUCGUCAUGUCGACAAAGUGGCUUGCUUUCCACUGUCGGAAAGAUCUGGCUCCUUUGCGCAUCACGUCGUUCAGCUCUGGCCAGCCUCAUCUCGAGCGCGUAGGUCAGCUCCCUCCUCUCCAAGCAUGGCCUGAAUGGGACCAACUUGCGCGCAACGCCGCGGCACAGUCGCUCUACUCGUUUGCAUGGCGUUCCAAGUCCGACGCAGAGCGCGACACUGUUCGCAACUUUCUCAACGUCUCAAGCUCGCUCACCAACGAGAUUCCGCCGCUCAUUGAGUUUGUGAGCAAGACCGAGGCUCAGGUUCUGCAACCCGAAGCCCUGGCCCGCUGUACAAAGGAGGAUAUGCGCGACAUGGCCAGGCAAACACGCCAGAUCUUGGCGCGCUUGGAGGAGUGGUACACCGUCCUCCUGCCCAAGGCCGGCGUCGGCUACGACCGAGCUGUCAAUGCCAACAUCACCUCGGCUGACUUUGUGGAAGCCAAGACUAUGGCCAGCAUUCUCAUGGUCAACUCGGCCGUCUUCUACAUGACAUCGAUCAUCUGUCGCGCCUGGCUGCUCCUUUCGGAUCGGCUGCAAAGCCUCAGCGAUGCGCGCCGCGACGACGAGAACGAAUACGAGAAGGCGACCGCUGUCGACUCGAACUUUUUGACCCAUUUCAGCCAGAGAGGCAUCGACGACGUGCAGCAGAUGCACGCAUCUUGGCUACCGUCCACAUUCUUGAGCGAGAUGCAAGCGACCGUGGUCGAGAAUGGCAAACGGUGCAUUCGUGGCAUCGCAGUGACCCGAACGUUGCAAUCCUUGUCCUCAUCACAGUUCUACGUCGGAUGGACGACUCAAGCCUACCUACAGGCCGCGGUCAACCUUGCCAUCCCGCUAGUACGGUCACAUCGGCGCCAGGUCCAGCAGCAUAUCGAUGACGUGGAUUCAGGCUUUGCAGACACCUCGACCGAGGAGCUGCGUCGCGAUAUCGUGACCAUCUUUGAAGCCGUCAGCGAGCUUUCGGACAACUUUGUGGCGCAGCGUACUGCCAAGGUGCUCAAUCGAGCUUUACGAUUCAGUGGCCUCGAACGACCCUUUACGCAUAUCGACGACGACGCCGACCAAGUCGAGGACGCAUGGGCAGCAGAAGAGCAGGCAUCGUCCACCUCUGUCGCUGGGCAGAUGCAGAAUGCAGCAGAGGGCUUGGCACUCUUGUCGGCCGCGUCGAGCGCGAGGACGGCCAGUGACGGUUCAGCAUCGAAGCAUAGCGGCGCGAGCGGAGCAAGUGACACGAGCUCGCCGGGUGUCUCGAUGCUUGGCUGGGACGCGACCUCGCGCUCGAUAGCUAACAGCCACAAACACUUGGUGCCGUUUCACGCUAGCUCGUCACCGCAUCCGAGUGCAGCAAUGCCAGCGACAGCACCCGUGGCGGGAGAAGGCCCUUCGAGGGAGCCGAUGUGGUGGGAAUCGCGCCUGCCCGUCGAGAUGACACCGCAUUCUGUGUUCGGCGCGGGCCUUGCAAGCGGUGCGGGAGCCAAUCCUCUGUUGGGGCACCAGCACCACCAGCAACAACAGCUUCACAGGCAGCAUCAGCCAUCGUCGCAGCCACAACCGCAAGCGCAAGCGCAGCAGCCACACCACAUGUCGGAUUCGCAACUGCUCGAGGAAGUGCUCAAUUUCGACCCGUCCUUCUGGCAAUUUGUUAUCGACGGCGCCGGAUCUGGCGGUCCUGGCAACGCAGGCACGGCCAGCAUUCCGACCUAG